Colletotrichum orchidophilum is the source of this 171-nucleotide messenger RNA. RefSeq lists its product as uncharacterized. NCBI's taxonomy places the organism in Eukaryota, Fungi, Ascomycota, Sordariomycetes, Glomerellales, Glomerellaceae. The transcript has a single exon. The record is from RefSeq and is a predicted model, not a curated record. Bases 1 to 171 code for a protein of 56 amino acids.
AUGUCACCUCCCAGCUGGCGUUAUUCUUUGUGCACCUUGGUGCGCACGAAAGCUCGGAGAAAAGCAAGGCUCCCCAAUCGAAUUCCCGUACGACCCGGGUCCAGGUGCUUGGGGCUCAGAAGGCGGCGAGACAGCAGCAAUAAACAACGUGGUGUCCUGGUCGACGGAUGA